CCCCAGCUCGGUGCCUCCUCCUCCUGGCUUAUUAUCGCCGCCUGCUCCCUGCACAAGCAUUUCACAGCACGGCGGCCGGGGGGACGAACAUGACACACGUUUGAUUCCAUACAAGAAAGACGAGGGAGAAAAAGACGUGGAUUUACGCGCAACUUGGAUUUCCCACACACGCGGCAACUUUUGCUGUUGUUAUGAUGAACGCGUAAACUGCUGCUUCAUUUGGAGACAAGAAGCGAAGAGAUCUCAAGCAGUCUUGAGAACGUCCACAAUCCCCAAAACCCAUCAGCAUGACGUCUGCCGAGGAGUCGUCUGGCACAGUCUUGCACAGACUCAUCCAAGAGCAACUUCGCUACGGAAACCCCACAGACACCCGCACCUUACUAGCCAUCCAGGAGCAGGCCCUGCGUGGGGGCAGUGGGAGCAACAGUGGUCCGAGCAGCGGGGGUGAUUUGGGCAGGAGCCCCAGGUCGUCUCUAGAGAGUCUCACCCAGGAGGAGUCUUCUUUCCCCCAGCUUUCUGCGAGGCAGGAGCCCCAGGGCCAGGAGCACCAGGGUGACUACCACCACUCGGAAAGCGGCUACCAACUGUACCAGCUCCACGGCGAGGAGCUUCCCACCUACGAACAGGCCAAGGCACACUCUCAGUAUCUGGCGUCUCACUGGGCACCUCCAAGCCCAAACAGGCUGCCCCAUGAGGGAAUGCUCUCACUUGAUGGGGCUUUCCACGAGGAGGUGGAUGAGAUAGACCGUAAAUGCGCCCAUGCACGCUCACUCAGUGAGCAUCGCUUGCAAAUAUCACUGGAGAGAAGCGAUGCGGUCGUCAAGGCGGAGGCCAUCAAAAGCACCUCUCACAGCUACCCUGAGCUAGCUUACUACACCCAUCAGGGCCCCCAGACCACACGGCAAAGCCAAGAGAAACGCAACCCGCCGCCUGAGUACUCGGCCCCCAUCCAAGGACAAGGAUUUAUCCCCCACCAUGCUCAGGAGCCAGCGCAGGCCCAACAGCACAGGUACAUCCAGUCUGGACCGCCGACUGACGUGUCCUGCUACAACACAUUCCCCAGCCUGCCCCCUGCUGGUUUGGAGGAACCCAACCAAGUAGAACUGCUGCUGAUGGAGAACGAGAGGCUGAGGCAGGAGCUAGAAGUUCAGCGUGAGAAGACUGGUCGCAUUCAGAAGUUGGAGCAGGAAAUCCAGCGCAUUUCUGAGGCCUACGAGAAACUGAUGCAGGGCAGCAGCAAGAGAGAGAACCUGGAGCAGACCCUCAGGAGGAGGCUGGUGGCCGAGAUCCGCCGUCUGCAGGAUUUCAACAGAGACCUUAAGGAGAACUUGGAAAAUGCCCGAACGCACGCGGCGAAAGAAGUGCAGGUGGCUGACCACAACCAGCACAUCAUGGCUAAACUGCUGGAGCAAAAUGAGGAGCAGAAUGCGGAGCGGGAGCGCAUUGAGCGGGAAGUGGAGCGCCUGAAGACCACGGCGGAUGAGCAGAGCCUUCGCGCAAAGAGACUGGAGGAGGCUCUGGAGGCGGCACGAGUACGCGGCCGUCAGAUGGAGGAGGAGUUGAGGAGGAAGAGGGCCUACGUGGAGAAGGUGGAGAGGCUCCAGAGCGCAUUGGCUCAGCUGCAGUCCACCUGCGAGAAGCGUGAGAGCCUGGAGAUGAAGCUGAGAACACGGCUGGAGCAGGAGCUCAGGAGUUUGAGGGCGCAGCAGGUAUGUCAGGAGCAGAACAAUAGUCGCAAAAGUCGGAGUCCAUCACCGUCUUUGUCCUUCCUUCAGCGACAGUCCCAACCUCCUGGAGUCACCAUUGGCUCCCUGCAGGAGCGCCUCCGCGAGCGCGAGGAACGCAUCCUGGCGCUUGAGGCCGACAUGGUGCGCUGGGAGCAGAAGUACCUGGAGGAAAGCACAAUGAGGCAGUUUGCCAUGGAGGUGGCAGCCACAGCAGCCGCCCAGAGAGACACCACCAUCAUCAACCACUCGCCCUGCCACUCCUCUAACAACAGUUUCAAUGAGGACUUGCCAGUUGCAGACUUUCGGAAUCAGGAAAUGGAGAACAGGAUCCGCGCCCUGUAUGCCCAAAUUUUGGAAAAGGACGCCGUGAUCAAGAUCCUCACUCAGCGGCUCCACCAAGACCAGGGGCGGAAGGAUAAGCAGAGACCCCGCACGAACCUAUUGAGCGCGGCGGGGGCGCCUCUGCGACUGGCCUCCUCCACACCCUCCAUUUUUACCGACAAGAGCGGCACCAAGAGUCGAGGCAAGAGCCUUUCCGACGAUCAGACGUUGCCGAGCCAUCAGUUUUCCGCUCACACCGAACCUGGAACGCUGGAGCGUCAGGCAGAGGGAACUCAAAGCACGGAGGCCUCUGGCGUAAAUAAGCUCAACAGCGACAAGCCAACGCCAAAGAAGUUGCUAUUGAACCCCUUCCGAGGCCUUGAAGAGUUGGAGUCAGAAGCAGUGGAGAUAUUUAUUUAACAAACAAGAACUGAAAGGCAGAUAAAGAAUUCCCAAAAUGUGUGAAAGGUAUUGGAUAUAAGAGGCCAGAAUGUAGUGAGGCGGGACAUAUAUACACACACAAAUGCAAUGUGUGUGUGUGUGUUUUUUAGAGAAAGAGCUGAGCUCAGACUCACUUACUUAAAGCUGGCGCGCUGCAGGCAGUCAGCCCAGCUUGAAACAAGUGGACUCUUCCCAGGUACUUGGACAGUAUUUUGGAUGUGACGUAUUUAUAAGACAUACUGUAUAAAUCCAUAUAAUUGCUGCUUCCCCUUUUCUUUAUGACCAUUCUAUGUCCUAGUGAAUUACAAAGCUGCAUAUUUAUCUUAUGGUGGAUUUCACAUAAGCCCAAAUAUUAACUUAAGCCUUGUGGAGAUCCUGUCAAUAUUCACCCCCUCUACCUUUCCAACAAAAUGUGGAUGUUAACCUGAGUAACCUCAUUUCCAGCGUGUUUGGAAUACGUCCCGUUGCUCACUAAUUUAUAACACAUGCAAACACUGUUGAAUGACGUGAUCUUCAUGGCCUGGCAGCUGGCUCUGCAGAGGCCUGGAGGCACGUGAGCAGAUGACUUUUAUUGUACAAAUGACUGGUUUCUUUUCGCCAAACUGACACGGACCUGAUGUCUGUACAGACGUAGGGGGAGAGGUGUUUCAUCAUGGUUGAUUUCAUCAUAUUCUGCUGUUCCGUAGAUGAUCGGUGUGUGUAUGCAUGUGUGGUUAAGAGUGUGUUCUCCUCCAAUGGCCUUUCUGCUGGUCCAGAAGCCUUUUGCGGGGUUUAAAGACGACACAAUUUGUUUUUUUUGUUUUUGUUUACUGUGAGCUUUGAACUAACAAACAGGUUAAAUAUUAUUAUUAUUAUUAUUAUUAUUGUUAUUAAAUGUAUUUUUUAUUCAGAGAUAUGUAUUACUAUUGUAGAUAAUAUAGUGCUUUGAGCAGGAUGCCAAAGAGUUUAUCGUAUGUUUUGUUGUAAGUUAUGUGCCGACAAUCACGGUCAAGUCAAGCUGUACACAACCAACCGACUUCCGAGAGUCAUUUCUGUGAACUUCCAACAGUAUGAAGGUUUUUUUUUACCGUUGAAUUUCACUCGACAUUUCAUACAGCAAUAAA
Molecule: messenger RNA, 3592 nt
Organism: Entelurus aequoreus (snake pipefish)
Lineage: Eukaryota; Metazoa; Chordata; Actinopteri; Syngnathiformes; Syngnathidae
Product: angiomotin-like 2a
Exons: 9
Coding region: 288-2468 (726 amino acids)
Biological process (GO): establishment of cell polarity involved in ameboidal cell migration; actin cytoskeleton organization; regulation of cell migration
Cellular component (GO): cytoplasmic vesicle; bicellular tight junction; plasma membrane
Source: RefSeq, a predicted model, not a curated record